Messenger RNA from Prorocentrum cordatum, 1079 nucleotides. NCBI's taxonomy places the organism in Eukaryota, Dinophyceae, Prorocentrales, Prorocentraceae. The record is from the annotation of a GenBank genome assembly.
AGCCAUUUUGGCUCAAGAGUCAAGUCGCAGCUGCUGCGCGUCCUAGCGCCACCGAGAUGGGCCUUCCGCGAGACGUGCAAAGAGUUUUGACAAGGUCCAGAUCUCCAAGAUAUGCAAGAUGAUGUGUACGAUUCGUUGGUGCUGUUCCUUCAGAGCGCGCUCUUCACUGUUCUGAGAGUGCGAGGCGUGUACCCUGAGGACAGCUUCCACAGGAAGCCCGUGCUGGGACAUCGGCCCUCGUGGUGGAGCAGCCUCAGGGAGGUCGAAGAGUACGUUUGCGGGUUGUGCGAGUCGUUGCGGCCCGCGAUGCGCCGAGACCGGCUGCGGCGGGUGCUGGUGCCGAUAUGCGAGGUUUCGGGAGACCUGAGCGAGCGCUACAUCGUGGAGUUUCCAGCGGACCCUCAGUUGAUGGCCGCGUGCAGUGACGAGGAGGUCUACGACUCGCUCGGGGACGCCCUGACCAAACUGGAGAUGUCGCCCGCGCUGCUGGGGCCGAACGGCGGCGCAGGGGCCGCGGCCGCAGCGCCGCCGCGGCAGCACCACAGCCGCCCCACCUGGGAGGUGCUGGUGGAGACGCGGGAGCCGCGGGACUCCGCCCGCGAGGAGGCCCUGGGCGCGCGCUGGAGCACGCACGGGGGCCUGCCUCUCGCGGCAGGUCCUGGCGGGGUGCCUGCCGGCGCGGUGCUGGAGCCGCUGAGGAGCGUCCUGGGCGCGCGGGGGCCCCGAGGGGAAGCAGGCCCCGUUGUCGUCAGCGUGUACGUGGAGGAUGCCACGAGACACCGCCCGCGCAGUCCGGCCACCGGUGCAGCAGCUGCGCGGCUCGCCCCGGCGAGCUGACCUGGCCGCGGCAGGAUUCGAUCAGCGCGGCUUGAACACGAGGCGAGGGAGCCCGGUAUGUUGGCCCCACGUCGCGGCAUGGAGGAGGAGUAGCAGGAAUUUCACGGAUGGCUUCGAGAGGAAGGAGUGCAUCGAUGUGGCGUACCUCUUUGGCGAAGCACAUGUUCACGCUUGUUUGCGCAGGGCUUCGCGUAGUUCUUGUUGUGACACGAGACGCGUUCGCACAGUGGCUUCAGACCCUC